AUGGGUAACGACGGUGGAAGUAUCCCUACCCGCCGCGAGCUCGUCCGCGAAGCAGCCCGUGCCCCGAGCACGGCGCAAGUAAAAGAGGCCCAGCGCGAACAGCAAGAACACUCCUGGACAACCUGCCCUCUGUCGCACAAGGCCCUAUCCCGACCAAUCGUCUCAGACUCGGUCGGGAACCUAUACAACAAAGACGCCGUCCUCCAGUUCCUGCUUCCCGGCGACGAUGGUGAGGGAAUUAGCUCCAAGGCCGACUGCGAAGAGAUCCUAUGCGGGCGAGUAAAGUCGCUCCGGGAUGUUGUCGAGCUGAAGUUUGAGGUUGAUACCGAGCGCACCGAGCACCCAUCAGACCGCGCCCAUGCUCCUCGCGAGCGUGGCGAGGGCUGGAUUUGCCCGAUUACCGCGAAGCCAUUGGGACCCGGUGUGAAAUCCGUGUACCUGGUGCCGUGCGGGCAUGUCUUCGCGGAGGAAGCCAUUCGACAGCUUAAGGGCGACAAGUGUUUGCAGUGCAACGAAUCUUAUGCUGAAGAGAAUAUCAUCCCCAUUCUUACCACUAAAGAAGACGAUAAGAAGCGUCUCAUUGAGCGAGGUCAUAAACUUGCCGAGCAGGGUCUUACACAUUCUCUUAAGAAAGCUCCCAGUUCCAAGAAGCGCAAGAAGCAUGCCACUGCUGAGGAUACCACAGAUGCUUCGAAACAGACAUCCGAUCUCAAAAGCCGGAGUAAUACAUCAACCCCGGUUCCCAACGGUGCUUCUGGUAACGGCAUCAAGAAUGCCGGUACUUCCUCUCUCACUGCCCGUGUAUUGGCAGAGGAGAAUGAGAAGAAGAAGCGCCGGAAGGGUAAUGAGAAUAUUGACAGUCUCUUUUCCAAGAAGGAUGGGGCGUCGAAGAACGGUGAUUUCAUGACUAGAGGAUUUUCUAUUCCUUCUUCUGCGCGGAGGUAG
This is a messenger RNA of Penicillium antarcticum, 945 nucleotides long. RefSeq names its product replication termination factor 2. Gene Ontology annotation, biological process: mitotic DNA replication termination; site-specific DNA replication termination at RTS1 barrier. The coding region runs from base 1 to 945 and encodes 314 amino acids. The record is from RefSeq and is a predicted model, not a curated record. The transcript has 3 exons. Lineage: Eukaryota; Fungi; Ascomycota; Eurotiomycetes; Eurotiales; Aspergillaceae. Gene Ontology annotation, cellular component: nucleus.